Ixodes scapularis (black-legged tick) is the source of this 901-nucleotide messenger RNA. RefSeq names its product venom protein 59.1. Gene Ontology annotation, biological process: regulation of cell growth; regulation of signal transduction. The transcript has 3 exons. Gene Ontology annotation, cellular component: extracellular region. The coding region runs from base 199 to 495 and encodes 98 amino acids. Lineage: Eukaryota; Metazoa; Arthropoda; Arachnida; Ixodida; Ixodidae. The record is from RefSeq and is a predicted model, not a curated record. Gene Ontology annotation, molecular function: insulin-like growth factor binding.
UCCAUCUCGCACAUCCCGUCGUAGACGGAAACACGCAACUUCCUGCUGCUAACAGGGUCACAACUCGGACCCUUAUAAAGUGGCGCGGAGAACCCGGAGUCAGCGAGUCGCCUUCGAUCCGAGUAUUCGUGAAGUCAGCUUCCUCCAAUCACGAGUACGCCCCCGACGCACUUGGGACUUUCAUCUCGCCGCAGCAGAAUGACGAAGAGUGUUCUUUGUGUCUUCCUGGCAUUCACCUGCUUCGUGGCCAUGACCAAGUCGAUGCCCGCCUGCCCGGAGUGCGGGGACGUGGAGUGCCCGCUGGAAGACGACUGCCCGCACGGCGUCGUCAGCGACAUGUGCGGCUGUUGCGAGAUCUGUGCCAGCGGCCCAGGAGAGGAAUGCGGCGGCUACUGGAACCAUGGUGGAAUCUGCACGGAAGGACUCACCUGUCGUCCCAACUCCAUGUUUUCCCAACUGCCCGGCCAGUGUGUAUUUCCUACGGACUUGAGCUGAUGUUCUAGUCUGUACCUUAAUGGCGAUCAGUCACCACCGCAAGAAAAACCGGCACCAAUUUUAUCAAGAAAGGAAAACGUCACAUUUCUCUCAGUUACAGCGAGAUCAGUUGGCCUACUCAUGCAGAAGCCACGUUUGAACCAAGAGUUCUUCAGCAGUCAUAUUCGUUAGUCUGUUAUGUGUAGAAUGUAUGUCCUACUACAUUUUUAACUUAUUACGCACACUCUCAUCUCAACUGUUCAUUAUAAUUUAACACUUAUUUAUAUGUACAUAGUAUAUGCUGAAUAUUAUGCCUUUCACAUUAGAUUGAGACACCGUGCCUGAUAUGUGCAACGUGUGCUAUCGCGUGAAGACUGUCUCGAUCAUGUGAAACCAGCAAGAAAAAAUAAAAUAAUUAUGUGCACCA